Messenger RNA from Panicum hallii, 1061 nucleotides. RefSeq lists its product as uncharacterized. The record is from RefSeq and is a predicted model, not a curated record. The transcript has 2 exons. NCBI's taxonomy places the organism in Eukaryota, Viridiplantae, Streptophyta, Magnoliopsida, Poales, Poaceae. Bases 255 to 803 code for a protein of 182 amino acids.
CCCACCACCCGCAGUCCCACACCCCCACUCUUCCUCCGCCUUCACCCACCUCUCUUCCUCGGCUCCUCUCCCUCCCCACGACCGUAGCCAUGGCGACCACCACCUCUUCGUCUUCAUAUCGGCGCAGCUCCGAACCCAUACACCACCUCCUCUAGCCCUCCUCCCAGACGCUGCGAGGGAUCACGUAGUAGAGAGGGUGGUGUACAGUGCUACCACACGAGAAAGAUCGGGAGACAGAGAGGAGGCGGAGAGCGAUGAUGCUGGGGAAGAGGUCCGGAAGGCCGGCUCCGGCGCGUCAGCACAUGCGUCGGACGACGAGCAUGACGGAGUUCGCGCCGCCGGACGCGUUGCCGGGCGUGCUCGAGGAGGAGCUGGAGGACGAGGAGGCGGAGCUGCAGCUGCUGCCGGCGCACGCGGAGGGGGAGGCGGAGGACCCCUACGGGUGGGCCGUCGGCGGCGCGGCGGCGGGCGGGAGGGCGGACUGGCUGGCGGCGUACAGCGCCCGCGCGGCGCCGGCGCGGGCGGGGCUCCGGCGGAACUCGGCCGACUUCUCGGCCGCCGAGACCGCGGCGUUCCUCCGCGCCUGCGGGCUCUGCAACCGCCGCCUCGGCCCCGGCCGCGACACCUUCAUGUACAGGGGCGACACGGCGUUCUGCAGCCUGGAGUGCCGGCAGCAGCACAUCACGAUCGAGGAGUGGAAGGAGAAGUCGGCGUCGGCGCCGGCGGCGGCGUCGGACCCGGUGGUGCUGACGCCGGCCGGCGCGGGCUCCGACAAGCCCGGCGAGACGCUCGCCGCGGCCUGAGGCGAUCCGGGGAGCUCGCUCGCUGGCGCGCCACGCACUACCACACACACAGAUACCUAGGCGUCGUCAGCCACUCAGCCUGGUGGUGGGCAGUAGUGGGCUUCGCCAUCAGCUAUGUAUUAUGCUCAUCAUCGAUCAAGCACUACUUGAUGCUACCGUGUUCAUCCGCGCGGAUGAAUUUUGAUCUCAUCAUCGUCCGCCCCUCGCGGCCUCGCCACGCAUGAUUAUUCUUGCCCAUCGUGAAAAAUCGUGUCAGUU